Molecule: messenger RNA, 891 nt
Organism: Musca vetustissima
Lineage: Eukaryota; Metazoa; Arthropoda; Insecta; Diptera; Muscidae
Gene: RpS6
Product: small ribosomal subunit protein eS6
Exons: 3
Coding region: 131-877 (248 amino acids)
Biological process (GO): translation
Cellular component (GO): ribosome
Molecular function (GO): structural constituent of ribosome
Source: RefSeq, a predicted model, not a curated record
GCAAUCACGCCCUGAAAUGUCAAAAUUCGGCGCGUUGUGUAAAAACGGCCGGCCGCCAUCUAUCAUCUGUCUCUUUUGACAUCUUGCCUACUCCUUUCAAUUUGGUGUUCCUCCAAAUCAGACAUUAAAAAUGAAGCUCAACGUUUCUUUUCCCGCUACGGGAUGCCAAAAGCUUUUCGAAGUUGUUGAUGAACACAAAUUGCGUGUGUUCUAUGAGAAGCGUAUGGGCCAAGUUGUCGAAGCCGAUAUCCUCGGUGAUGAAUGGAAAGGCUAUAUGCUCCGUAUUGCCGGUGGUAACGACAAGCAAGGUUUCCCCAUGAAACAGGGUGUCCUCAGCCAUGGUCGUGUUCGUUUGUUGUUGAAGAAGGGACACUCCUGCUACCGUCCCCGCCGUACUGGUGAACGUAAACGUAAAUCAGUCCGUGGUUGCAUCGUUGAUGCCAACAUGUCUGUCUUGGCUUUGGUCAUCGUCAAGAAGGGUGAAAAAGACAUCGCUGGUCUUACCGAUACCACCGUUCCCCGUCGCUUGGGUCCCAAGAGAGCCAGCAAGAUCCGCAAGUUGUACAACUUGAGCAAGGAAGAUGAUGUCCGUCGUUUCGUUGUACGUCGUCCCCUCCCCGCCAAGGACAACAAGAAGGCCACCUCCAAGGCCCCCAAGAUCCAACGUCUCAUCACUCCCGUUGUCUUGCAAAGGAAGCGCAGACGUGUUGCUUUGAAGAAGAAACGUCAAGCCGCCUCCAAGGAAGCUGCCGCUGAUUACGCUAAAUUGUUGGCCCAAAGAAAGAAGGAAAACAAGGCCAAGCGUGAAGAAGCCAAGAGACGUCGUUCCGCCUCGAUGCGCGAAUCCAAGAGCUCCAUCUCCAGCGACAAGAAGUAAACAAAGCAUAUUGU